Anopheles funestus (African malaria mosquito) is the source of this 7225-nucleotide messenger RNA. RefSeq names its product cationic amino acid transporter 2. The record is from RefSeq and is a predicted model, not a curated record. Gene Ontology annotation, biological process: transmembrane transport; amino acid transport. The transcript has 10 exons. Gene Ontology annotation, molecular function: amino acid transmembrane transporter activity. The coding region runs from base 1020 to 3548 and encodes 842 amino acids. Lineage: Eukaryota; Metazoa; Arthropoda; Insecta; Diptera; Culicidae. Gene Ontology annotation, cellular component: plasma membrane.
AGCAUUUAAUUUUCGUUUUCUUUAACCUCACGAUUGUGAACCGUUUCUCGGUUGAUUUGGUAGCCUAGGAACGCUAAUACUACGCUACCCCAAAUGGAAUUUUAAUGAUAAUUCGUGCAAUGCAGUCACCAUAAUGCUAUUAUUGCUCCGUUCAGUUCCAUUGGCGAUGAGUGAAUUAUGCUUUUGCGUUGUUAUUUCUUUAUCCGGGCACGUCUCGAGCUUCGUACACCGCCAGCACGUUCACGGCACCGGGUCCACGUGUUGAGCCUAAUUUAAUCGAUUGCUGCUAAAAAUUGCUCAACAAGUCUGCCAGCCAAGGCAACGAGGCUGCUGGGAUGGGCCGAUUCUUCCCCAGCACGCACCUUCUCAAAACGAUCUUGAUGGAGCGCUGUAAUGUGGUAACAUGUUACGCGGUCUUUGCGCAACGAUGCCACCAGAUGGCAGAUGGAGAACAAUGAAGUGACAUUGUGAAAAGGCAAUUUGUUCUCAUUCGCGAACGGGUGUAUCGCGAUUUCAACCCACCGACCGACGUGCAGGAUAAACAUUGCCCUCGCAUCGAUCCGCACUCGAGGUUGGCUGUUAUUUCGACGUGGUUAUGAUAAUGGCAUGGUAAAUGGUUAUCAUGCGUCUGACAUCAGCCAAACACAUCGCGAACAACUUCGCGAAGAAUCGAGAUAGCUUUUGUGCUAGCUCAACCGUCGUUCAAUUUACAUCUUUCGCUCCCCAAGACCAAGUACUUUACCAUGGAGUCUUACCAUGGACCGUAACGGAGGUAAGGAUGGUUUGUUCAAGAAGAUGGCAAGAACUCACUACAACAACCCAAGCAGACUGCCACUUGCAAGCAAUCAUCGUUUGCACUUGCCUUAUUGUGCUGAUUUUCCAACUCAUCGAACGACCUCAUAUCUUAACUGCCUUUGGCAUUCGACAGUUCGCAAACGCGAGCUGAUUCUGAUCCCAGUUUAAUUAGCUGUACAGCAUCAUUAGUACAGUGAGGACUGAUCGUUUAUCAAUUGCACAACAUGUUUUUCUCGAUUAAAUACAUUUCUGCUUUACCUCUUAUCUACCACAGAUCUAGCGGUUUGACAGCUCCGAAGCACUUACACCAGCAGAUACUAGAGCGCAAAGCGCAACAGCCUGAACAGACACCGCCAGCCAGCACUAUGAAGUUUUCCAUUCCCAUGCCCGGUGGUGGUACCGGGCUGGCCCUUUUCUCCAAGCUAAUCCGCACGAAAGAUUUGCGCAAGCUGCAGGAAGAGGACCCCAACAGUACAAAGCCCAAGCUAACCAAAUGUCUCACCACACUCGAUCUGACCUCGCUCGGAGUGGGCUCUUGUUGUGGCACCGGUAUGUACCUGGUGGCCGGAAUGGUCGCGCGAAACAUCGCCGGACCGGGAGUAGUGCUUAGUUUUUUCAUAGCAGCCGUAGCUAGUAUAUUUUCAGGCGCCUGCUAUGCUGAGUUCGGUGUUCGAGUGCCACACACGUCCGGAUCCGCGUACAUGUAUUCUUAUGUUUCCGUGGGAGAAUUCGUAGCGUUUGUUAUAGGAUGGAAUAUGAUAUUAGAAUAUUUAAUUGGUACGAGCGCGUGUGCCUGCGCCCUUAGUGCAAGCUUCGAUUCACUAUCGGGCGGCUUCAUAGGUAGAAGCAUAGCAGCAUCAGUGGGGACCAUAUUCGGGCGGCCACCGGAUUUCAUCGCAUUCGGCAUUACACUCGUAAUGACGUUCAUACUGGCACUCGGUGCCAGCAAGUCGGUGCUCUUCAACAACGUUCUCAACACGGUGAAUCUUGCAUCGUGGGUAUUUAUACUAACCGCAGGCUUGUUUUACGUCGACACCAACACCUGGACCGAGCACGAGGGCUUUCUGCCUUUCGGCUGGAGUGGGGUAUUUACCGGUGCAGCCACUUGCUUUUACGCCUUCAUCGGGUUCGAUAUCAUUGCAACUACCGGCGAGGAGGCUCACAAUCCGCAGAAAAGCAUUCCAAAAGCAAUCGUAGGUUCACUAGUUAUCGUCCUGAUAGUGUACGUUACCAGCAGCUUCAUCCUUACAUUAGUUGUUCCUUACGAUCACAUCGACACUGGAUCGGCGUUGGUGCAAAUGUGGACCUACGUUGGAGCGCCCAAGUGUCGAGCGUUGGUUGCAAUCGGUGCCACCGCCGGACUCAGUGUGGCGAUGUUCGGUUCUAUGUUUCCAAUGCCGCGCGUAAUCUAUGCAAUGGCACAAGACGGUCUAGUGUUCCGACAGCUUUCGCAGCUAUGGGCAAAAACCGGUGUUCCCGGUAUUGCCACGAUCGGCAGUGGUAUAGCGGCAUCUCUAGUUGCUCUUACCGUUCAGCUCGAAGUUCUGGUUGAGAUGAUGUCCAUUGGAACGCUGCUAGCUUACACGCUCGUUUCGACCUGCGUCUUGAUCAUGCGCUACCAACCCCAUAGCACCUCGCUGGUUGAUCUACUUCCCGCACAGCUUCGCACACCACAACCACCGAGUACUCCGGAUCCUACUAUCCAGCAGCGGGUUAAAGCGAACGUUAUGGUGAAGAAAAUUAUGCGCGGAUCGCCCGACUCCGACGAUAGCUAUGGUGAAGAAAGUCCCGAAGAAUACAUGGGUCGUGACGAUCAGUUCCUGGUUUCGGACCGUACAGAGAACAAAUUUUAUGGUGCAGUGCACGGAGCAUCACAAGUCGGAGAUGACACUUUCUCGAUAUGGGGAUGUGAUUACCUUGGACGUAAGAUUCAGCAAUAUUCCUACCUUUGUCCGGGAUUCUUCCCUUGGAUUAAACCCGGGCCGGCAACGCACGAAACAGGAAUGUACGUCACGAAGCUAGUAGGACUGAUGUAUGUGUGCAUAUUUUUGCUCGAUCUCUUCAUGGCCAUUGGUCUAACGGGGACGUUGUUUUCGCUAGCGUACACCGUACUAGUGGUGAGCAUAAUUUGGAUUUUGCUCAUCAUUUCGCGACAACCUCAAAAUCGAUAUGCACUAUCGUUCCUCACGCCUGGACUUCCAUUUAUUCCCACGAUCGCAAUUACGGUAAACAUUUAUCUAAUAUUCAAGCUGAGUAUUCUUACCCUGGUACGGUUUACCGUUUGGAUGACACUCGGGUUGAUCAUGUACUUCUACUAUGGCAUAACGCACAGCUCGCUAGAGAACCCGAGUGAAGAGUUUGAACUAACCGUCGAUAAUAAUGGCACGAGUGCCCCGAAUCUUAACCUGGAUGUUCCUCCUACUACCAAUACCAAGCCUAAUAAACGCAAGCAUACCGAACCUGUCUGGGAUCGUCAUGGCUAUGAGAACCGCAUGGCCACGAAUGAUGAAGGCGAGUAUCAGUGGUCUACAACGAACCAGCAGCAUAACAACACCAACCCAUACAAUUGGAACUCCAACGAUGCUUGGGGUGAUCGAACAAUCUACGAUCCUCCUCCACAGUCGACGAACAUUUUCCAACCUCCGCCAUCAACGAUAACCGCGACAUCUGCUCGUCCGACUUCCGAAGCUAAAAAGGAUGGAUUCGGUAUGUUUUACAACGAGUCUGCUACAUACCCAACAUGGGACGACUAAAGCAAGCCGCGUCUCGCAUCCCUUCACUGUACAUAAUGCACGCUGGCACCGUUCGAGACACCUACACUCCGAAGCAAUCCAAUCACCAUGCAUCUCCCAAGACAAGCGUCCGUCAUCUGUUUCGUACGGUGGAUAUGUGGUUUUGAUUUAAACUUGCCGCUAUCUCCUAAUCACAGCGUAUUAUGAUUGCAAUAUUUUUCCUUCCAUAAGAAUUCCAAAAGAUAUUUCCUACAUACGAGAACUUUGUACAUCGUGAACAGUUCUUAACCCUAUGAUCAAGUGAAGAAUGUGAUAAAAUGCAGACACUCUAAAGGAAAAAGAUAUACACAUAAAAAAGGUAACUGCAACAUAUCCCUAUAUUAAGUUAGAAUUAUUAGCCAGGGGGGUUUGUAGAAGACUACUUUUGAUUUCUAUCGGCAGCUAUGGACAAUCUUGGGAUGUACUAUUUUUUCGACCAUGUAACAUUAGGUUACCUGUUUUUAAAUUGUACCGUGUACUUGUUAGAGAUCAAUUUACUGUAGAUACUUUCAAUUUAAAAGUUCAUAGCUCCUUGCAAAGCAAUUCAGCGUUCCAAUGUUCCAAAUUGAGUUCGAGUUGAAACUUGUGUUACUGAAGGAGAAUAUAACAGCGCAGCUACCUUUUACGACAGCACCGAGAGACAGGAUAUAUUGACCGGGUUUCUUCUCGAAGUAUAAAAAAUAUUAAUGCUACGAUCUACAGCUAAAUCUACCUGAUAUAGGAAAGGCAAUCAGACCGAAUCGUGUGUAAUUUAGUGUAGUUAAAUAGGGGUGACAUUCUCUAACGAACGAUCGCGUUCAUCGCGCACUGUAAAAUUAGCUCACAUUCCAAAUUAUGACACUCACGUGUACAUUCCUUAUGAUCACUUCUCAUCUUCAGCGCAUGCAUGUAAUAAGAUGGUGUUACCCUGAAGUAGCACGUCGUAUCUUUCUUGCAACAGCAUUAAUCGACAUGGCGGGCGGUUCACAGCCAACCCAAACUAAUAGUGCGUUAGCGCAAUUGGGGAGAGGAAGUGUGCGGAUUUUAGAUAGUUAGCUAGCCCUUCGAGGAUUUAUGACGGCAACAGCAGUGAUUUGAUGUAAGCGAAAGGAACGCGUAUGAAGCAUCCUAGUUGAUGAAUGAGCAUCGGAGGGUUCGCUUAAGAAAAUUCUAACACUUAUACAUAUUAAAACCGAUUGUAAGAUAUAUACGCAUGUGCCAUGAGUAAAGCUAGAACGUAACAGUGAGAAUCACUGGUCACAUUGGGCAAUGUAAAAAGAACAGCAAGGACAUCGUCGAUGUUCCAAUGCAGCUACUGGAGCUACUAGAGGAUGUAGCUCAUUAUGUUACGUUUAACAAGAUGGAUUUAAAAUAACAAAGUUUGUUCAUUUUCCGAUUCUCUACCAGUUGUCUAUGGUAACACAAGAUGUAUUUAUCUAAUUCGUUAUCCGAAUGUAGGAUCAUGAUUCGCUAUGUUCAUAAAGAAAAACCAUUACUUUUAACCACGGAAACUUGCAAAACUUGUUAAACAUUGCUUCCGUUUUAAUUUUCCAUAAUCAUACUCCUAAAAGCAGUCGAAAUAUCUUAGCAUGUAAAAAAGAAGGCAAAGCAAAGUGAUGAUAGUCCUUUUAUUUUGUUAUUUCCCCAACCAACCAUAUACGCCAGAACCAGUCAUCACAGAUUAAAAACAUUCCAGUAACUUUCAAUACACGCGUUCAAAAGUGGUUCAUACAUCGUAAAAUAAACAUAAAAAUAGACAUUACGUAUGCAUACGCAAAAAACAAGUGAGAAAUCAGUAUCUUUCAUCAAAUUAAGUGAUAUUUUACUGUUGAAGUUGUUGAUUGAGUAACAUAAUAAUUAUAAUGAUAAUAAAAAAAAACAUAUAUACAUAAUUAUAUCGAUGAAAACAAUGAUCGAGCACGCAUGCACGAAGGGAUCCAAAGGAUAGGGGAAGCGAUAUAACUAUUACUAUCUACGCAUUGUUAAGCUGUACAUUUUCGUCGUAAGAAAUUUCCUCUAAUUCACUGCAUACACAUAUAUUCAUUCGGGAGCGUUUAGUGACUAUACAACUGCUCGAUCGCCAUAACAUCAACAUAAACCACCGUAGCGUCGAAAUGUGUGUAUGUGUGUUUGGUAGAGACUGCUGACAAAACCAUUGAAAAAGCCACUUAAGCUCAUCGUAUUAAGUAGUACACCAAGCAGAGUCAGUAAAUUGUUGGUUCGAAGGAUUACCAAUGCAAAAGAAUGUGGUUGGCAGCUAACACAAGGCAAAAUAUCAUUUUACUUCGUUGCUGAUAUUACAUUCUGAUCAUUCCACGAUCACUGUUACCAUUACUGUCGUCAAUAUUAACAACCAAUCGUAACUGUAACACAUACUAAAAAUGGGACUUGAAACACGAAAGAUGCACUUUCGGUAGGCAGAUGCCAACUUUUACCGUUCAUGCUAAGCGAUAUAUUUAUUAAACAAUAUCAAAAACAAGCAAACCUACAGUUGGCAGCACAACCAAACUAUCGUUCCACAUGCGGUCUCUUUCGCAUCGAAUCGAAUUUGCAGAGCGAUAGCGAAUAAAAAAAAAGUUUUGACUUUUCUAAGUGUGAUAUUUACCUGUACACUUUUCAAAUAGAUUAAACGGACUAUUAUGCAAUACACUCGUACAUACCGUAACACAUCAGCCGUCAAGAUGCUCUUAACUAAACACGAAACAAGCAGCUGGCCAGGCACGCACGUCGCCACUUGUCCACAUUUACUUGAGCAACUAAACCCAAAGGAUUUAAUGUACAAAACUUAAUACAAGUGCAAGAAAUAACAAACAACCGAUUGCGAAUGCAUGAGGAACUGGAGCAGUUAAACUACCAAAUGUGCAAAACAUGCAAGGAAAUGCAGCAUUCUGACGAGCAAGUACACCAUAGAUCGAUAGUAGAGAAAUGGAAGUAAAACUACAUUUGCCUAGCCAGCAGGGAUAUGUAUGUUUGCGCAAAAGCCGAAAGGACCGAACAAAACAAGCUCCAGUUAUUAUAUAAAUAUACACAUAAAGUAUAUACAUAUAUACUUAUACAUAUAUAGCUAGUACGUCUAUUUCAAUUUUUCCUCCAAGCGCUAGUCACCCAAGCGCCAGUUCUACCCAGUGUACUUCUUUACGUGUGUAGCCAUCAUAAAACGAGAAUCAACAACAAUUAUGCCACAACCAUAGGAACCGACUUACGCAAACUAGCAACAAAACAUGAAGGGAAACGUUAAAAAGCGAAGCAAACCCCGAUAAAUUAACUAUGUUGGGAGAACCGGUUAGAAGAAAGUCUAUCAAAAUAACUAAAAGAUUAGAACAUGCGAAUGUGUGUAAUUAAUUAAGUUGAACAGUUGAACACUUUAAGAAGAAGAGAUACGUGUUUGUUGAGUUAUCUUAGUGUAAACAUACGCAUAAGCACGUGCAUGUCGAUGGCAUCACUAUGCAAACAGUAUAUAUUGCCGGCAUGCAGAUCCAGUCAUUAAACUACCCUUUAAACUAAGAACAUCCUUGCAAAACUUUUGCAAUGCGGUCGGAUUUAGGAUUAAAUCAGUUGAAAUGAAAGAGUAAAAUGAAACAUUACGCAAGCAUAUGCAGCAACAGGAACACUAAGAGUACAUACAUAAACUAAAGGGUGAAACAAGAAAGGAAAUAUAAAAUGCAAUAACAUUAAAACGA